This is a messenger RNA of Hippocampus comes (tiger tail seahorse), 1125 nucleotides long. It is a transcript of the gene armc1l, whose product is annotated as armadillo repeat containing 1, like. Bases 145 to 957 code for a protein of 270 amino acids. The transcript has 7 exons. The record is from RefSeq and is a predicted model, not a curated record. Gene Ontology annotation, molecular function: protein binding; metal ion binding. Lineage: Eukaryota; Metazoa; Chordata; Actinopteri; Syngnathiformes; Syngnathidae.
CCCUGCUACCGUUUUUUUAUGUUUGCGGACACGAGCCUCGUUUUGACCUAUGUAAGAAAACAGGACAAAAGCCAACUUGAAGUCUUCUUUCAGUACACAUUACCCCACUAGUAUUCGCUUUAAGGUUUGGCGUGUCUCAAGGGGAUGGACGCGUUGUCGGUGGUGAGCCAGCUGCGGGAUCUGGCAUCGGAGCCCCAGAACCGAGAGGCCAUCGUGCAGGACCAAGGCUGCCUCCCCGGGCUGGUCCUCUUUCUGGACCACCAGAGCCCCGAUGUGCUGCUUGCCACUCUCCAGACCCUCCGCUACUUGGCAGAGUUGUCGCCAAACAUUCCUACCAUGAAGAACGAGCUGGGGAUGAUGGUGAGCCUGGAGAACCUUGUGACGAGGGACGAGCUGUGUGCCGACAUCACGAAUUUGGCGAAGGAGGUCUAUGGAAUUCUCGUGGCGCCUCCUCUUCCUGUCCAUCGCACACCUGAGAGGCAGAGGACAAAAAAGUCACAGUUCUUCCUUAACUCAUCGAACAAGAAGGCCAAGUGUGUCACCUUGCACAUCCAGGGCCUGGACAGCGUUGACCAGCGAGGCUUGUGCGAGGAGGCUCUGCUCAAGGUGCGAGGAGUGAUCAGCUUCACUUUCCAAAUGGCUUCUAAAAGAUGCACCGUGCGCAUUCGCUCCGAUUUGCCCACCGAGAGUCUGGCCUCAGCCAUCGCCGCAACCAAAGUGCUGUCUGCCCAACAGGUGGUGAAGAACGAGGCAGGAGAUGAGGUCUUCAUCCCGCUGAGCGCCUCGGGAGCGGUGGCGCCCCGCGAUUCGGCCCUCCCGGACUACAUCCCCGAGGAUGAGGAGAAGCCGGAGGAGGCGACGGACCGCGCUGUAUCGCGCACCGCCGCCAAGGAUGACGCCAAUGGCAGCUGGCUCAACGCCGCCGCCGGUUUCCUCACCCGGACCUUCUACUGGUGACAGAGGGCGACUCGACCUCGCUGAUUCCUGUAAACAGCUCCAAACGUGUGCGCACGUUAUUUGACAUUUUCAUUUUUCCAGGGGCGUGAAAACCGUGCACUUGGUUCAUGUAAAUAUUUUGUUUUCGUGAUAUUUGACAUUUUUUAAACAUUCAAGAUUCUCCCUCAA